Messenger RNA from Symbiodinium natans, 4155 nucleotides. Lineage: Eukaryota; Dinophyceae; Suessiales; Symbiodiniaceae. The record is from the annotation of a GenBank genome assembly.
AUGUUCCAUAAGGUAACAUGGCUGAAAGACCUGAAGCGGCGAGCUCGCUUGGACGAGCGCACAUUCGUGCAAGCAAUCACGUACUGUGGCAAGGGUCCGGAGUGGCAGCGUGCUCUGCAUUUGCUAGAAGUCAUGAAUGAAAAUGGCUUGGAAGUGCGAGCGGCGGCAUGCACUGCAGCCAUCUGGGCCUGCAGCCGCCAGAAAGAGGCCCACUGUCGAGACGCAGCCCUGGAGCUCUAUGAGCAAAUGAAGGCAUGGGGCAUCAGACCAUACGACAGCACCUGCGCAGCGCUCGCAGCAUGCGAGCACGAUUGGCCUCGGGCUUUGGGCCGUGUUGUACAAAUGAGAGCUGACGGACUUGUGCGAUUACCACGUGCACAUGUGACUGCAGCAAACGUUUGCGAAUCCAUGACAGCGAGUUGGACACUGUCACUGGAGGUGCUGGAAGCAGCACGCCAGUCGACCAACAUGUUACUUGAAGCGGCUGUAAGUCUGCCAGAGUCGUUUCCAACUCAAACGUCCGCAUUCUGUCGCGGCCGGCAUUGGAGCUCUGCAAUUAGUUUCCAUCUCGAAGCAAAGCGGCAACAACUUGCGCUGUCUUUGGAUGUGUACAAUAAACUUCUCGGAGCCUACAGCUUGCGUAGCAGCUGGCAGGACGUCUUGGAUCUCAUGGCUGAGAUCUAUGACCAGGAGUUAACACCAAAUGCUGACAGCUACGAAGCAGCCUUGAAGUGCUGCAGUGAUGCAUCACAGUGGCAGUGGGUCGUGCAGCUCUAUGAAGAGUUGAACUUGUACAACUUGCCCACAAGCCGGGUCCAAGCACUGGCGGCGCACGCCUGCCGGCAGCUGGGUGUUCAGCGCAUCCCAGCACUGGCCCAGCCAUCGGUGAAAACAUGGAUGUCCAUGCAUUUCCUAGUUGCCAGCAUUUGCCAGCCUAACUCGCUUGCACAGCAACCUCACCAACCCGCUUUUGUGGCCGUAGCUCUCCGAUCCUUGAUCAUGGAGAUGGACGCCUCUGAAGGGGCAUCCGAAGCUCCCAGACUUUGGCCUCACGCAGCACGCAUCUUGGAGGCUGUUGCCGAUUCCGUGAAGCCUGGGAAGUUCAUGAAACGUGAUGCAGUGGCACGUCUGUUGGCUGUUGCCCAGUACUAUCCCAAUCAGCUGGAGGGUGUGCUUGCGACAGCGGUGCUGGCAGUUCUUCGGAGCAUGGAGGUUGCAGGAAGUCAGGUGUUUGGAGCUCAACCCGUACUGGACCUUUUGGCAGAGGCAACCGUGCAAUCAAGAUCCUUGCUCGUCCUGGACACCUUGCUGGGGCUGUUUGAUGGCCAUGCCCCGAGAGCAAAGCUGGUGCGACAAUGCUGUGUCGCUCUCCUUCACAGGAUGCUGGAGAUCGCACCGGCAAGGGACGGAAAACGGUUGGAACGAAUGUUUCUUGCUUUGGCGGCCGACAAAGUACUCUGUGUGAGAGGCUUGACGAUCCCCGCCUUAGCAUCCCUCGGAACAAGGGCAGCUGUCGCCGCACUGGUUGAGAUGGCAUGCAGCGAUCUUGUGUGCAAGAUGCGGCUCGAUGCCCUCGUCCACCUUAAAGUGCUUCAGGAAAAUCAAGCACUGGUCUUGGAGCAGCAUUUGACAGAGAUGCUUCUUGAGCGGUCCAUGGACGUUUCUUCGCGGGUGCGAUGCAGCUUGUUCAAUCUGUUGGAGCAACUGCGUCCGAUGACUUCUCCAAAGCUUUGCAGUUUGCUUCGGCAAGGCCUGGCUGACACGGAUGCAAGCGUCCGCCGAGAGUGCGAGUCCAUGCUGCAGUCCUGGUUUUCACGGGUUGCACCCACAGAUGGCAAUGCAAAUACUACAUUAUCUUGCAUGUUGAAGCUCAUCAAUGUCUUCUUAGCCGUGCCGGCCAAGCAAUCGGAGCCUUUGGUGGAGGCCAUCUUGCGAAGGCUACUGGGUUCUGAGGAGUGGGGGUCGAUGGCAGAGCCAGAGCAGGCUGUUCAGCUCCUCCUGCACGGCGAGAGGACUCUGGACACAGCACAGGUCAUGCUUGGUCGCAUUGUCGUCUCCAUGGAUCCGCAGAGGUGGAAUCUUAGUGGAGCCCUGAAGGGUUCCUUGUUGCUUCGCAAAACCUUGGAGGCAUUGGACGCUGGGAACGGUUCCACACUUCGUCAGCUUCUCAUGGUGCUCCUUCAUGCCCGCGUGCAUGAUGAGGUGGCAGCAAAAACCCUGUUACAAAUGGCAACUGCCACGCUCCUGCGCUGUCCACUUGACAAUCCCUCCACAAAGCAACCACGUGCCACGGCUUUUGCAGAAGACCGUGUGCAACAAGUGACCUUGGAUCCUUUCCGGUUGGCCAUCCUGCUGGCUCGGCGAUCACUGCAGUCGCCCGUGUCUCAAGGGCGGGCAUGUCAGCGAAGUAAGGCGCAAGUGGAGUCGGAUUUGUCAGAGACCAUCCAGACGGUACUUCGCGUGCUCGGCACGAAGGUCAAGGCCAGUUUUCCAGAGUCUGGGCUCGACGAUAGCAGUGGCUUGGCAGAAAUCACAAAAUGCAUUGCAGCACACCAAUCGUAUGCCCUGGCGGUAGAGGAGAGAAUUCAAGAACUGGGCGCGAAAUGUGAGCAGCUCACUAAUGCUCGCGACUUCGCUGCAGCAUACCCCUUAAGACAGGAAGUAGAACAGCUACGGCAGCAGCGGGAGGAAGCAGAGUGCAAGGCAGAAACUGCCUGUGGUACGCUCGGGCGUCACCUCGUCCGCAUCCUUCACGUGGCUGAGGCAUUUCUGUCAUAUACGGAGGCGGAGCUUGAGGAUGAUUUUCCUUUGUUCCUUCUUUUGGACGAUGUGUUGCGGCCGGCGCUCUUGCUAAUUGACUCUGUGCCGGUUUGUUUGGGUGCGGUUUGUUGGCCGGCCUUACGAGCACAAGCUAUCCGCUGCAUCGCUUUGCAUGCAUCCCUCUCCAUGGAAACUGCUUGGCAGCACCAAUUCUUUUUUCAUUCGGUGCUCGGGCAGUACAUUCCGGAAGUGCUGUCAUCUGUUCGUCCAGACGUUGAUGUUGCAGCUGCGGUAGAGGACAUCGUGCUGACAUCCUUGUCAUUCCUGAUCGAUACACUCUUGCUCCACGAUACAAGCUCUUGCAACACAGAGAACGGCAAGCAGGGCAGUCACAUCCAGGACGCUUCUCUCGCAAUUUGCGAGCGGGCAGCCCCCCUCCUCGCAGGCGAUAAUCUGAGUUGCUGGCUGCGCGAAGCUCUGGCUUCGCGAUUCUGUACCUUUCUCCUCUUCCAAGGCAUUCAAAGCACGUCGCCGGCACACUGUUGGGUGGCCUCGUGGUUGUUGCAAAAUGCGUUUGCUGAAGAUGAUACCAUCCAACCCUGUCGUUUGGAGGCUGCCGUGCUGAGUGGGCGCCUGCUGAGAUUCUUUGCGUCGCUGCGGCAAAUCUCCUUCUGCCACUUGGAGGUGCUUGCUAUUGCUGCGAAGGGCUUCUUGAUAUUCGACCGGUGGCAACUCAAAGACCCAUCCUCGGCUCUACAGCACCCAACCAUGAUGCUGCCCCGCAUGGCACGAUUUGUGAGCAGGGAGCUGUCACGUGCAGAAGGAGCUCCUGUCGAAGCAUCGGAAUGGUGGCUUCAUUGUCUUUGGCGGCCGUUGGCCCUUCUUUGCCUGGAAAGAGCAGCGCUUGGAGUUUAUGGAGAUGCGAAUCUUCUGUGCACACUGCCGCAGGCACUUCUUGCCGCCUUGUCUGGAACUGACGACUCAGCCAUCAACUUCACGUUUGCCCCAGAACACCGCCGAAUGGCCAUGAUGUCCGAGGCGGCCUGGGUCUUGAACCGCUUUGCCGAGCUGUGGGGUUCCUGGAAUAGGAAGUCAAACCGUUGUUCACGCGAAGGUGUUGCCAAAGGUCUUCCCCAAGCUUUGCUGGAGCUGAGAUCACGCCUCGUCUUGCUUUGUUCAAGUUCCCAGUCAGUCGAGUCGGAGCCGCAGGACUGGCUGGGGGUCUACACUGCUGCCGCGCAGGAGCGGGCGAGGCUGCGGCAUGAGAUUGAGAAGCUUGGAGCAAUGGCAGCUCCUGAUGGGAGUCUGGCAGGCAGACGAGCCAAGCGUCAACGAACCGACAGCACAAUCUCUCUGAAAAGUGCAGGUGACGUGAUUGAAGACAUCCUAGACUAA